Closterium sp. NIES-65 is the source of this 3351-nucleotide messenger RNA. Lineage: Eukaryota; Viridiplantae; Streptophyta; Zygnematophyceae; Desmidiales; Closteriaceae. The record is from the annotation of a GenBank genome assembly.
AUGCUGUCCGGACGAUGUCAGCAGUGUAGAACGGACGAUAAGCUGACAGAAAAGUCACACCCGCUUCCCCCCUUCUCACCUACUCUUCCCUCUUUCUCCCCUUUUCCCCGCAAGCAGAAGGUACUGCAGCUGCACCCUAGCUGCCCGCCAUCAGUGCGGCUGGGCAUCGGCCUGUGCCACCUGCGUCUCUUCGCCUCCUCAGCAGCGCGCCAGCCAGCAGCAGCACGCAGGGAGUUCCACGCGGGCAAGGCCAGGCAGGCGCUGGAGCGGGUGCUGCAGCUGGAGCCAGGGAACGCAGACGCGCUGGUGGCUCUUGGGCUGUUGGAUGUGAACUCCGACGAUGUGACUUUUGAGAAUUCUCAAAAGUCACUCCAGCCACCCAUCCUGCACCGCACCUCCAUCGCCCAUCGUUCCCUUCACCUGCCCCACCUCUCUGUCCUCCCCUCUGCCCCCUCGCCUACCGCAGUCACAGCAGUGCAGCGGGGCCAGCAGCGCAUGCUAGCAGCGUUCCACGCCUUCCCGUUCCACCCCAUGGCGCUCAACCAUCUCGCCAACCACGCCUUCCUCGCCGGCCCUUCACUGCACGGCCUGGUCGACCCCCUGGCUGCGCUCGCCCUCGCCAGCACAGAAGCUUCUCUGCCGCGCGCUGAAGCAUACUACUGCCUCGCGCGCACCUACCACGCUCAGGGCGACAGGAAGAAGGCGUUUGCGUAUUACAAGGCGGCCACGGAGACAGUGCAGCCGGGGGAGUUCGCGCUGCCCUACUACGGGCUGGGGCAAAUUCAGCUGAGUCUGGGCGACGCCAAGGCGGCAGUGGGCACGCUGGAGAAGGUGCUGGCCGUGCACCCCACCAACAGUGACGCGCUCAAGGUGAGACAAGGGAGGGAAGUGGGCGACAGCGAGUUGGGGUGCAUGGAGAAGGGAGGGAAGGGGGGAACAGUGAGUUGGGGCGGUGGUAACCUGCAGAAGGUGCUGGCCGUGCACCCCAUCAACAGCCAUGCUUUCAAGCUGGUGGGCGCCAUUCACCUGCAGCAGGGCCGGCAGGACCAAGCCCUGGCGUGCUUCCGCAAGAUCACUCAACACUGCCCCUCUGACAUGGAUGCAUGGUUGGAGGUGGGAGAGCUUCUCGUCUCCUCCGACCUUCCUGCUGCGCUCGAGUCUCUCAAGAAGGUGCGCUCACACCCCAGGUUCACGGCAUACGAGCGCAUGGUGAAGGUGGUGGGCAAGGAGGGCGUGUCAGCAUAUGAGCGCAUGGUGAAGGUGGUGGGCAAGGAGGGCGUGUCAGCAUAUGAGCGCAUGGUGAAGGCGGUGGGCAAGGAGGGCGUGCCGUGGCAGCUGGUGAACAACAUUGCCGCGCUGCAGCAUGAGAGGGGCGCGUAUGAGGAAGCAGUGGCAGCAUACAAAGAGGCAUUGGGGCCACAUGGGCCGUGGGCGCCCAUCCUGCACCCUGAGGGGGCUGCACAUGCAGCGGGUGGUGGGGAUGCAGGGAGGGAGGCACUGCCAGUGGAGAAGGAGGCAGUGCAGGCGUACAAAGAGGCUCUGGGCCCACACGGGCCGUGGGCGCCCAUCCUGCACCUUGAGGGGCUUGCAGACGAGGACGAGAGGAAAGGCGCAGAGACAGCACUGCCAGUGGAGAAGGUGACAGUGGUGUUCAACCUCGCUCUCUCCCUCGAGCGCACCUGCUGCCUCACCCAGGCCGCUGCCCUCCACCGCCUCAUCCUCUCUCAGGUGUGCCCUCCACCGCCUCACCCUCUCUCAGGUGUGCCCUCCACCGCCUCAUCCUCUCUCAGGUGUGCCCCAUUAUCGCUGCCCGUUGCGUUUUAUCACCCCACCCACCCCCACCCCAACCCCCCCUUACCCACUCCUCAGUACCCAUCCUACCUGGAUUGCCACCUGCGCCUGACAUACCCAUCCUACCUGGACUGCCAUCUACGCCUGGCAGUGAUGGCACUGGACCGCCGAGACAACGCCACUGCCAUGACGCAUGUGAGCGGGGAGGGGGAGAGGGGGUGGGGGGUGAUUGGCAGAUGGGAAACAACUGGAAAGCGUCAGUGGGAGAGGGGGGAAAUUGAUUGGCAGAUAUCAGCCGUGCUACAGCGUGCGCCUGACAGUGUGGACGCGUUGCUGCUGCGCAGCCGGGCAGAGGCGGAGAGGGACGACCAUGCGGCAGCCAAGGACACGCUCAAGCGCAUCGUGGACCUCUCGCCUGAGAAAUGCACUGCUGCCCUUGUUGCCCUGGUGAGUAGCAUCUCUUGUCUCAUUGCCUGGCGCACUCAAGGACACGCUGCAGAGCACGUGCAUGGAGAGGAGAGAGACGGCCGUGCAGAGCACGUGCAUGGAGAGGAGAGAGACGGCCGUGCAGCGGCCAAGGACACACUCAAGGGCAUUGUGGACCUCUCCCCUGAGAAAUGCACCACCGCGCUCGUUGCUCUGGUGCGUGCCAUGCUCUCGUCUUGUUGCUCUGGUGGGGUUUCUGAGUCGAAUGCAGUGCAGAGUGCUCAUUCCUUGGGCAACUGGAACUUGAACAUGAGUGCUCGCCCCACGCGCGACACCAAAGCAGAGGCAUCCUUCCUUGAGAAGGCCCGGGAGAUGUUUCACAAGGCAUUGACGGGCAGCAGCAGCAACAUGUAUGCAGCGAACGGGGUGGGGAGUGUGGUGGCGGAGAGGGGCCUGUUCGACGUGGCAAAGGACAUCUUCACCUCCGUGCAGGAGGCCUCCUCUGCCCCCGGCACCACCGACCUGCCAGACGUCUGGAUGAAUCUCGCUAACGUGCAUUUGGCCAAGGGGGAUUACGCUCUUGCUGUCAAGCUGUACGAGAAGACUUUGAAACGCUUCUUUGCAAGCGGGGCAGUGGGGGCGAGCGGGGCCGAGGGCUUCCACUUGCGCACUUUGUCCUAUAUGGCGCGCGCGCAGUACGACGCCGACCAGCUGGCGCAGUGCCGCCGCUCGCUGCUGCUGGCGGUGCAUGUAGCGCCGAACAACGCCGCCCUGCGGUUCAACGUGGCGGUGGCGCUGCAGAAAAUGGCCGUGACUGUGCUGAAGCAGGAGAAACGGACGGCAGAGCAGGUGCGCAAGGUGGUGUCCGACUUGAAGACCGCCCUCCGGCUCUUCUCCCAGCUGGCAACGCGGGGAGUACAGGGGUCACAGGGGGGGGUCGACAAGAAGAAAGCCAACUCGCACCUCGAGUACUGCCAGCAUGUGCUCAGCUCGGCCAAGCAGCAUCUGGAGGUGGCCGAGAGGGAGGAGCAGCAGCGCAAGGUCAGCUCCCUCUCCCUCUUUCUCCCAGUCUCGCCGUUCCCCUCCCAUCCUCCUCAUCUCAUUCCUCUCUCUCACUACCCCCAUAUCCCAUGA